AUCGGAGAUAAUAUCUCAGGAGGUGGGUGCACAUGGGGCUCGAUAUUGUGAUAUCCUAUUUCGGGGUGCGCCGGCUACCGCUACCGUGUUGGAUAUCCUGGUCCGUCGAAUGCUGGUCAGCAGCACCAUCAAACAUCAUCGGACGGCAGUUCGUUCGUCUUCGCCCAUGGAGAGAGACUCUUCUGUGGGUCGCAUCCCCAGCGACAAGGAAACCCUCAAAGGUGGUUCGAUUAAUAACGAGGUCCAUCUUUUCGUCAGCUUACCUUGCCCAUCCCCUGGAGCAUUUGCCUAUUUACCACGCAGAGAAAGAGAGAACUUUUGAAAGCUUUCCCGAUCCAGUCCGCCAUGUGCAGGUCGCCGAUGCGUGCGACAUGACACGACACGACAGACAGGGCCAAAGUGCCGUGCCUGGGUGGGUGGGGGAUUACGCAGUAUUACAACGCUUC
Molecule: messenger RNA, 446 nt
Organism: Microdochium trichocladiopsis
Lineage: Eukaryota; Fungi; Ascomycota; Sordariomycetes; Xylariales; Microdochiaceae
Exons: 1
Coding region: 110-322 (70 amino acids)
Source: RefSeq, a predicted model, not a curated record